AUGGGAGGCUUGGUCAAAGAGAACAGCCUGAUGAGCGUGAAGGAGAAGAAGACCAUCUCGCUCCACGAGUGCGGUCACGCCAUAGCAGGCUGGUUCCUGGAGCACUCGGACCCCCUCCUGAAGGUGUCCAUCGUUCCACGCAGCAGCGGCGCCCUGGGAUUUGCGCAGUACCUGCCGGCCGACAUCAGCCUGUUCUCCAAGGAGGCCAUCCUCGACAAGAUAGCGGUCAGCCUGGGCGGGCGAGCGGCAGAGGAGAUCUUCGUCGGCAAGAUCACCACGGGAGCCUCGGACGACCUCGACAAGGUCACAAAGAUGGCCUACUCGAUCGUCUCCGUCUAUGGCAUGAACGACAAGCUGGGCCUCCUGUCCUACCAGCAGAACAACUCUGGCGAGCAGUUCUACAAGCCCUACAGCGAGGAGACUGGGCAGAAGACAUAA
Molecule: messenger RNA, 438 nt
Organism: Prorocentrum cordatum
Lineage: Eukaryota; Dinophyceae; Prorocentrales; Prorocentraceae
Source: the annotation of a GenBank genome assembly